Cydia fagiglandana is the source of this 2331-nucleotide messenger RNA. RefSeq names its product mucin-2. NCBI's taxonomy places the organism in Eukaryota, Metazoa, Arthropoda, Insecta, Lepidoptera, Tortricidae. Bases 153 to 2219 code for a protein of 688 amino acids. The transcript is spliced from 3 exons. The record is from RefSeq and is a predicted model, not a curated record.
GCAGCAGGUUCGGUGGCAUCGUAAACACGUCGCCGGCGGGCGCGUGCGCUAUGGCGGCCUGCGCGUGCGCAGACGCGCCGCAGACGUCGCGAAGCGCGCGCACCCCAUGCCCGUGCGCACUGUUCCCACCGUAGUGAAGUGAUAAAUGAAUCAUGACGUGUUCGAACCACGUCCGUACGAUAGUGCUGCUCGGGCUGCUGGCGGCGGUGGCGGCAGAGUUCAGCGCGGCUGACAGCUCCUCGCUCAAGCAUAUAGCUAACGUGUCAUUCGCCGCAGAGGACCCGAUGGCAAGUGGAUCCGCGUCGAUGUUCUCCCCGCGGAUGGACUUCGAGCAAUGGCGGCCGCUGACGGGGCGCGGCGACCCGCUGCGGAACGACCCCACCUACGACUACGAGCCGCCCGUGCUCGAGCGAGUGCACUACUGGGCCGACGACACCCGCCUCGAGAGAGAACACUACCCCGAAAGGAAAUCAGAAGUACUCAUGCUCGGAGUCUCCUCCCGCAAACCCAGCUUGGGGACCCGACAACCCCUUCCUUCCCGACGGCCCCACCGACCCCCGCCCCCCAAAUACGAAGACUUCCAAUACAAACUCAACGACCACUACCCUAUGACUAUCCUAGUUCCACCGCCACCUCCGCCUCCGGGCCACAAGACUCCACUCUUCGUCCUCGAUGAUAAACUACCUCACCAAACCCCACACCCCAAACCAGAGCCACAAACAAAAGAACCCACAACUAACGCUCCGGAGCACCUCACGUCACUGUACGCCCUACAGGAAUCGAAUUUGAUCUACCAGUCGUCGUCAACGAAUCAAAAUUGGAUAUUUAACACUAAUCAAACAAAAUCUAACUACAGUUCGGUGAGUAGCGACUACGCCGGCUGGGGACCGACGACGCCGCUCGACGAGAGCGACGUCAACGACACACUCAACUUCAUCCUCAACGACCACUUCGACUUGUCCAAACAACCGUACGCGUUCUACAAACCAGUGUUGUCGGAAGCGCCCCCUCCGCCUCAGAAGAAUCUUAAUCCGAUAUUGCUGCCAAUGUUCGUUCCUACCGCUCUUCCGCCCACCGAGACACCCGCACCUGCUGCACCAAUCACAAGUUUUACUGAUGCUUCAAGCGCUUGGACAGUGUAUGAAUCAACGACGGAAACUUCAGAAUACUAUGAAGAUACGACAACCGAUAAGCAAAGUUCAUACUUCCAGCCCACACCUGUCCCCACGCCGGCGCCUGCUCCUAGACCGACCCCUGAGAAGACCUCUUUAUUCGAUAUGUUAGGCUCCAUGAUGAGCAUGCCGCUGGUAAAUGGUCCGGAGAGACCCGAGGACAACCUAUACGCGCACGCGUCCAACAACAUCCACGUGUUCAAGGAGACGGAAGACCCGGCCAAACUAGAAACCAUGCAAACUAUGCAGCCGCCGCCAGUUACAAAUACAAAAACAGCAGAAGGCUCGUCAACACCCGUCAAACAAGCUCAGAAUCUGAAUCCCUUCAUUCCAAGUGGCUUCACUCCGAGACCCCCGCCGACUAACGUUCCAUAUUUGCACUUGCGACAGACCACACCGGUGACUUUAACUGCCGAUGUUUCAGAACGAAAGCCGACAACGGAGGUACCUUCAGUACCGUACUUGAUCAUACAAGGACAUUCAAAAGUCAAAACAUACGGAUCGAAACCUAAACCAAUUCACAAUGAUGCAAUUAGUAAUGAAAUUAUAAAACAGAAUGAAACUAACGAAGUGAAACAUUUACACACCAAAGAAAAGGUUAGACAUGACAAACCUUCAGCGUAUAGAACAAGCCGGACACAGAAUUUGCAAGCGUUAGUAGAGAACGGGUUAGGUUCAAUAGAAAUUCAGGAAGCUAACGUAGGGAUCAAGUAUGACGUCAGUGACGGAAGCAAUGUUCCUGUGGAAAUAUACAGGAAAGGAAUUGUCGACAGCGACGUCGACAUAGAUAAUUACAAGAAGAAAGGAAAGAAAGAGCCGCGAAAGAAGAGACAGGUAGAUUUAGAGGAUUUGAUACCUUUUGACGAAGAUACUAUAGAAGAAUUCGUGUUUGACUUUCUGAAGAGCCGUAAGAACGACACGGGCGUGACGGGGCUGAUCGCGCAGGCGGUGACGAGCAACGCGGCCAGCGAGAUCGUCGACGACCUCGACGACGACGACGAUGAAAACGAUGACGAUGAUGAUGAUGACGACGACGACGAUAGAUGAGCUUCGUGAAAGAAUGUUUAGGUAAAUUAUUAAAAUGUAGUUAUUGUUAUUAUCGACUGACCAUAUUAAGUUAUUUCCGUUAUUAAUAAAGUUAGAUAAAUAAUGCAAACCA